Molecule: messenger RNA, 3144 nt
Organism: Abrus precatorius (Indian licorice)
Lineage: Eukaryota; Viridiplantae; Streptophyta; Magnoliopsida; Fabales; Fabaceae
Product: receptor-like protein EIX2
Exons: 1
Coding region: 1-3144 (1047 amino acids)
Molecular function (GO): protein binding
Source: RefSeq, a predicted model, not a curated record
AUGGGAAAAUACCCAAGCUUUGCUUUUGCUGUUAUUCUGCUUUUGACUUCAGUUUUAGUGUCAUGUUCCUAUGUCUGUUCAUCAUUUGAAUGCAUUGAAGAAGAGAGGCAAGCUCUUCUCAAGCUCAAAGGAAGCUUUGAAGAUCCAUUGGAAAGGCUUUCCUCAUGGCAAGGAAAUGAUUGUUGCCAUUGGAAAGGUAUAGGUUGCAACAACAUUACAGGACAUGUUGUUAUUCUUGACCUUAGGAAUCCAUGCUUCCCACCAAAGGGUCAAGGAGAUGCUCCAGAAAAUUGUUCCUUUUCCAAAAGUAAGCUUGAAGCUCAACAUGUUCACCCUUCUCUACAACAGUUCAAAUAUCUCACUUAUUUGGACUUGAGUGGGAACAAUUUCAGUGAUAGCCCUAUACCAAUGUUCAUCCAUUCCAUGGAGCAUUUGAAAUUCCUCUCUCUCUCUGAUGCCCAUUUUAGUGGGAGGAUCCCCAACAAUCUUGGAAAUCUCACUAAGUUAUCCUUUCUUGAUCUCAGCUUCAAUUCUUUUUUAUACUCUGAUGACAUUUAUUGGGUUUCAAAACUUUCAUUUCUCCAAGAACUUUACAUGAGUGAUGUGUAUCUUGAGAAGGCACAAAAUUUAUUCCAGGUACUUAACAUGCUUCCUUCUUUGCUAAAAUUGGACUUGAUGAAUUGCAGUAUAAAGAAAGUGUCUAGUCAUAAUCAACUUGUGAGUUCCACAAACCUUUCUAGACUUCAAGUCCUUAAUCUCAAUGACAAUGUACUUAAAGCCCCAGAUCUGGAUACUUUUAGAAACAUGAGUUCCAUUCAAUAUCUUGACCUUUCUUACAACAAUCUAAGUUCAGUUCCAUUUUGGUUGGGUAAUUGUACCAAACUUGCAUAUUUGUAUCUAGGAAGUAACACACUUCACGGCUCAUUCCCAGAUGCUCUUCGAAAUUUGACAUCCUUGACACUCUUGGACAUCUCCCAAAACAAUAUUGAUUUUGUUCCAUCGUGGUUAGGUAGUCUAAAAGGUGUUCUGUACCUCAAUCUUUCAUUGAAUCAUAUAAAUCAUGUUGAGGGUUCUCUAACAUCAAUUUUGGGGAAUAUGUGCCAUCUUCUAUCACUAGAUUUGUCAAGCAACAACAUUCAAGGGGAUGUACUUGUUGGCCAUUUACAAUCUAGAUGCAUGAGAUAUGAUUUAGAGGAACUUGAUUUGAGUGACAACAAAUUCAAUGGUGUUUUGCCAACAUGGUUAAGUAAGCUUGAAAAUUUGGAAGUACUCGCACUUCAGUCCAAUUUAUUUUAUGGUCCUAUUCCACCUUAUUUUGGAAAAUUUUCAAACUUGAUGUAUCUAAAUCUUGCUGACAAUCGUUUAAAUGGAUCACUUCCAAACUUUCUUGGACAACUGAAAAAUCUAAGUACAUUGGAUAUUUCUAGAAAUCAGUUGGGUGGGGAUUUUCCUUGUAAUAUAACAGAACUUGUCACUCUACAGUAUUUGCUUCUUUACAGUAACAAUUUCAACGGACCUCUUCCCAGUUGUAUAGGGCAACUUGUCAAUAUAAUUACCCUGCGUCUCUCUUUUAAUCAUUUUUAUGGUGUUAUUCCUAGGAAUAUUGAGCUUCUAGCAAGCCUAGAAAACCUAGAUAUCUCAGAAAACUUUUUGAAUGGUACAAUUCCUGAAAACCUUGGUCAGCUUUCCAAAUUGCACACCCUCUAUCUUUCUAGCAAUUAUUUUCAUGGGAAAAUUCCUCAUAGUCUUGGUCAACUUUUGAACUUGCGCAACUUAGACUUGUCUAGCAACCAUUUGGAGGGCAUGAUUUCAGAGGUCAUAUUUCCCAAGCAACUUGUAUACUUGAACCUUACCAAUAAUAAUAUCUCAGGCUCACUUCCACAAAAUAUUGGUGAAAGAUUGCCCAAUGUUACUCACAUCCUUCUUGGAAGGAACCACAUUAAUGAAUCCAUUCCUGAUUCACUGUGCAAAGUACACUCCUUAUACCAUCUUGACCUUUCAGCCAACAAGUUAUUUGGAAAAAUUCCUAAUUGUUGGAGUUCUACUCAUGGAUUGAAUGAGAUAAAUUUGUCCUCUAACAAAUUAUCUGGUGUUAUUCCAAGUUCAUUUGGCUAUCUUUCCACUUUAGUAUGGUUGCAUUUGAACAGUAAUAGUCUUCAAGGGGAGUUUCCAUCAUUUUUGAGAAAUUUUAAACAAUUGUUAAUUUUAGAUCUUGGAGAGAAUCAAAUGUCAGGGAUUAUACCCUCUUGGAUUGGGGACACCUUUUACACAAUGCAAAUUCUUAUUCUGAGGCAAAAUAAGUUUCAUGGAAACAUUCCUUCACAACUCUGCCAACUUUCUAAACUACAAAUAUUGGACCUUUCCAGUAACAUGUUGGUGGGAUCAAUCCCUGAUUGCAUUGGAAACUUCACGGGAAUGAUUUUAGGAAAUAAAUCAUCAACUUCCCAAACUCUUGAAGAGCGAAAGUAUAUUGAAUGGUAUGAUGAAGAAGCCAGCCAAAUUAUGAAAGGAAAAGAACUUCACUAUAGUAGAAUUUUAAAAUUUGUUGUAAAUAUGGACUUGUCAAAUAACAGUUUAAGGGGACCUAUUCCUGAAGGAAUAACUUUUCUUACUGCAUUACUAGGCUUAAAUUUGUCACACAAUCCUCUUUUAGGGGAAAUUCCUAGAGGGAUUGGGAACAUGAAGUCAUUGGAAUCUUUGGAUGUCUCUCAUGAUCAACUUUCAGGCACAAUUCCAAAGGGGAUGUCUAGCUUGACUUUCUUAAGCCACUUAAACUUGUCCUACAACAACCUUUUAGGACCAAUUCCACAAGAAAAUCAAUUUUUAACCCUUGAUGAUCCAUAUUAUAUUUAUGUUGGCAACCCAUUUCUUUGUGGUGAUCCAUUGCGAAAGUGUGCUCAUAUAGAAAUUGAGAGAAAUGAUGAUGAAGAUGAAGAUGGCAAACAAGACAGGUCCGAGAACAUAUGGUUUUACUUUGUGAUAGCGCUUGGAUUUGCUAUUGGGUUUUGGACAACAGUUGGAGUUUUAUUGUGGAAGAAGAGUUGGAGGCAAGCUUACUUUGGAUACAUUGAUGAGGCAACUCAUUGGAUGCAUGUGACAAUUUCAAUUAUGUUAGCAAAAAUGUGUGAAAAACUCGGUUGGUGA